Molecule: messenger RNA, 1197 nt
Organism: Triticum dicoccoides
Lineage: Eukaryota; Viridiplantae; Streptophyta; Magnoliopsida; Poales; Poaceae
Product: DNA-directed RNA polymerase III subunit RPC6-like
Exons: 1
Coding region: 114-911 (265 amino acids)
Biological process (GO): transcription by RNA polymerase III
Cellular component (GO): RNA polymerase III complex
Source: RefSeq, a predicted model, not a curated record
GAAGUGAAGGAACCGUGGGAUCCCCACGGCGACCCAGCCAAAUCCCCACGAUUUCAUCUCCUCCAAACCCAACCGCCGCCGCCGCCGCGCCGCCUGCUCCUCGUCGCCCCGCCAUGCCGCCGCGGAAGCGCCCGCUGGAACCGUCCUCGGGCAUGCCAGCCCAACCGGAUGCCAAGCCCGUCAUUUCUCCGGCCUCCAAAUCCACCUCCGCCCCCGCCCCUGCCCCCGCUCCCGCCUCCGCCCCGGAGAUCCUGCCUGCCUCCAUCCUCAACAACCUCCCGGGGCCGGAGCGGGAGGUCUACAAGCGCAUCUACGAGGCGGGCAACAAGGGAAUGUGGAGCCAGGACAUCCGCUACGCGAUGAAGCUCGCCGCCCCGACUCUCACCAAGCUCACCCGCGCCCUCGUCCAGCGGGGUAUCCUCAAGGAGGUCACCGAUGUCCGCCACCGCGGGAAGAAGGUCUUCAUGGACGCCCGCAUCGAGCCCUCCCCCGAGAUCACCGGCGGAACCUGGUAUCACAACGGCCAGCUCGAUACCGACGCCGUGGCGGCCGUGCGCCGCAGGUGCCUCGACCAGAUUGACAGGCUCGGCGCUGCCACCCCGGACAUGGUCCACAAGGGCGUCGAGAGGGAAGACCCCAGGGCAGGGUACGCUAUCGAUCAGAUCAGGGACAUCCUGCAGACCAUGGCGCUAGACAGGGUGCUGGAGGAGUGCAGGAGCACCGGGGAGGGAGAGUUUAGCGCGGUCAGAGCCGGGAGGGUGUGCUACCGGCGGGGUGGUGCGCCGCAGGGCGGCAUGAUAGAAGGGAUUCCAUGUGGGGUUUGUCCCAGGAUCGACGAGUGCUCGCCGGAUGGGGUCAUCUCGCCAACCACUUGUGUCUACUACAAGAAAUGGCUGCAGAUGGACUUCUAGGCAGUGAGCCCUCUUCGGCAUGUGAAUUGUGCUGGGAUGGAUCGGUGAAUCGUCGUUAGUAUACACUUGUGGGAUUGCUGCUCUUCCGAUCAUAUGGUGUUGUUUUUGAGGUCUAGGAUGUGGUAGUCAUGCCAGGUGCAUACCUUAUUUGAGUAUUUGUACUGAUAAUCAGUUACAGAGCUAUUGUGUAAUGUUUGCACUUUGCAGUUACUUUAGAAGUCUGUCCAAUAACAACAUACCAAAUGCCUAAUGGUACAUAUCUUAAAUGGAUUGAAAAUUUGUCUUG